Messenger RNA from Cataglyphis hispanica, 1624 nucleotides. RefSeq lists its product as uncharacterized. NCBI's taxonomy places the organism in Eukaryota, Metazoa, Arthropoda, Insecta, Hymenoptera, Formicidae. The transcript has 4 exons. The record is from RefSeq and is a predicted model, not a curated record. Bases 760 to 1383 code for a protein of 207 amino acids.
CAGUAGUAAACAGCAGUAAAUACAUAGGUACUCCAAGUGCAAAUACAAAAUAUUGUCAAGAUGUCGAGAUGUGCGCGACGUUGAUAGAGACGUGGGGAAACGUUAACGAAAACUACUCGUUCAACGAUGCAGCGACAACCGAGACGAUAGUGGAACGACUCGGGGAUUAUACGGGUAUCGAUUCAAAUAAAAUAUAAUGCGAUGCUAUGGAGCUUGAUCUCUGACAAUCUUCAAGAAUGCCAUGAAAAAUUUAACGACGCGAUCUCUUGUCAUUUAACGAUAAUAAAGCCGAUAUCUCCGAGUUAUCUGUCUAUCGUCGCAGUGUGAACUGAUAACAUCAUCGGCUAUGAUUGGAAGUGAUUGACGUUGAUGACCACUUCUUCAACACGUGCUGGCGAGGAAUAUGUUAAGAGUACACGUGUCUAUUGACAGAGUAUUUCUUGUAAAAAAAUAGUCGACUUGUGAUAUUCAUUUUUGCACAAAAUCUAGAUAACGUACGUAAAUCUAUCUCAAUAUACGAUAGUCCAAUGAUAUAUAUAAUACCAAUCCCGAAGAUUACAAAGCGUAACGAGAAGAGCAAACGCUUAUUUUAUGCAUGACCACUUUAAAAAAACUUAUAUAUACUGAUCUUUCUAACAAUGUGUCUUAAUGCAGGAGUAAAUUAUGAAUAUGUGCCACAUCUGUAAAGAUUUUCUAUGAUCGUUUGGUGUGACUAAUUCUAACAGCUUAACAAAUAACAACAAAGCCUCCUAUAAUAAGAUGCACGAGAAUAAUGGUACAAAUGAUAUGAGAGAGUUCAAUGCAACGGAUGUUACUGACUCUAUUUUGUACACUAUACUGGUGAACGAUCUCGGGACAGUCUCAACAGGCAUGGCAAGUACAAUCUACAACGAGAAUACGUCCACAACAACGUAUAUAGAACUGACGCAGGAAAAUGAGGGUAAUCAACAGUUAUGGAAUCUAUCUAAAACCGCUGUAACUACACUAUCCGGAUCUACAGCGAUACCAUUUAAUACUUCGAAAAGUACCACAAUAUACACUUCAACAACAGAAUCCUUCGAUGAAUUUGGUCCACCAGAAGGAGUAGAAUAUAUUUUUGUGCCACUUGGUGUGGUCGUCUCUGUUAUUAUACUAUCAGCUGUGGUACUAAUUAUAUCGAGGAAGCGCAAGUUGGAGCGUUUAAGGCAUAGACUCAUGCCAAUGUACAACUUUGAUCCUGGAGAAGAGGAAGAGGAUGACUGGGAGACUGAACUGUUGGACGAAUGCUACAAUACACAUCAGAGACGAGUGUAUUGUAUCAUCUCCAAUAAGAUAAACUAUGAAAAAAGUAGAGGAAUUCUGAAUCAUCUGCCUAUAUAUAUGUAUAUUGUGUGGUUUAUGUGAAAAAAAUAGUACAUUAUUUAAUAUUUUCCAAUAAGAUACUGAAAAAUAUGUCCUUUAUUCGCAGAUAAUUCUUCAACUUGCAAAACUAGUGCCAUACAUUGAUAAAAAAAAUAAAUGAAAAAUAUAGUAGCAAAUAUAUUGUGCAACUGUAUUACACACACACACACACACACACAUAUAUACGUACAUAUAAAUAUACGACAUAAAUAUAUGUAAAAUGUGAGUGUAUCUUUAAAGAUAC